AAACAGCAGUCUGACCGCGUUUGGUCCGCAGUGCGCAUGCGUCGAACGCCGCGUUGCUAUGGAGACGUGACUUGCAAAUCAAAUUAAAUACUUUAUACUUGUAAUAUUUAUAAAACUGACACAUAAUAAAAACAAGAGUGACUGUGUUUUAUUUUAGUGUAUUGUUAAAUUAUGAGGUGAAGUGCUCCACGGGAUGUUGCUUUGGGGGCUGUGUGUUCUAACCCUAGCGGGGCUUGCCACCGCCCAGGGUCCGGAGAAAAGAAGGACGGGCAAUAUCUGCAGCGUGGAUCUAGACUGUCCAGAUAACGCGUUCUGCCGUCAGAGCAGUUACUGCGUCUGCAAGAACAGCUUCGUCUACGCUGCGGUUAACAGCACGCAUAAAGGAUGUCUGAAGGAGGCUCGUAACGGUGAGGAGUGUAUCCAACACAUUCAAUGUCACUCAACUAUGGGCGUCCACUCGGAGUGUUCUAACGGGUCGUGCUCGUGCGCAGAAAACGCACACCUGGAGACAGACCGGUGUUACGAAACCGCUGUAAUCGGCGAGCGAUGCGUGGUGGACCAGAAUUGCUAUUUGGGUGAACCAGGUCCGGAACGAGAGGCGUUCUGUGUCAGGGGAUACUGCACCUGCCAGCUUCAGUUUAGCCCCAGGGAUAAUGGAACAAGAUGUGUCCGUGACGCGGCGCUGGGUGAGGCCUGCGAGGACGAGCUACAGUGCGCGGGCCCCGGCCUGCAGUGCAGAGGGACCUGUCGUUGUAGACCUGGCUGGGUCGCACAUACUGACAUUAACGCCUGUGUUGAAUCGGCGACUGCUCUGAACGAGGAGUGUCAGUACGACGUGCAGUGUGAAUCCCUGUCCGGCAGCGAGGUCCCCGCAGCCUUAUGUCUCGGCGGCGCCUGCUCGUGUUCAUACGACGCCCGUGCUGUCGGGAAUCCGCCGAAAUGUUGGAGGAGGAAGAGACCCGGCCAGGACUGUGAUGUGGAUGAGGAAUGCGUGUCUGAGGAAGACGAGCCGGGUUACUGUCUGGCUGGGCGCUGCACUUGUAAGACAUGCUCCCCGGACGCGAGAGAUUUCGGAGGCGCCAGCGCCGUCUCCCCCCCACUCGCCGCCAUCUUGGUCACCGCCGCCGUUUUGAUACGACAUUAAAUACGAUACAUUCAUAUUUUUUGGUGUUUGUUCCUCUGUAACAAUGCCGUCAUGAUAUAUGAAAAUUAAUUCAAAAUCUUUAUACACUGUUAAUAAUUAAUUAGUCGGAUCAUAUAAUUGGUUGUUAGAGAAAAUUUUCAAACGCCUUAAUUGUUGUAAAACGAUCGAAUUUUACGAACAUGCGUAUCCGAUUCGUCCGUUUAGUUUUCAAAGUUUAUAAUAAGUUGUAUAUAAUAUUAUUCUGUUAUUUGUUGUGUAAUACAUUAAGAGUAGAUUAUUUUUCUUCCUUUGACAGUAUUUUUUGAGUGCAAUUUUAUUCCAGCGUUUUAUGAAUGGGUAGAUCAUGCCAAAGAGAUGUUCAAGAGCUGUUCGAAUGUAAAUAAAAUAUAUUUAUUAUGA
Danaus plexippus (monarch butterfly) is the source of this 1543-nucleotide messenger RNA. Its product is annotated as multiple epidermal growth factor-like domains protein 10. The record is from RefSeq and is a predicted model, not a curated record. Lineage: Eukaryota; Metazoa; Arthropoda; Insecta; Lepidoptera; Nymphalidae. The transcript is spliced from 8 exons. The coding region runs from base 194 to 1144 and encodes 316 amino acids.